AUGGCCCUAGGUUACGGGCUUAUCGCCAUAUACAUUGCUGAGAUUACAAUUGCAUAUGUGAGUUGUUACACCCCAAUCCCAAAGAACAUCUCCCUCCUAACAGGCAAAUACGCCGCCAAAGCCCGUGAAAUCCACGAGACCUACUCCGGCGCCGUUCGCGUAGCUCCCAACGAGCUAUCCUACAUUCAACCACAAGCAUGGAAAGACAUCCUAGGCCGCCCCCUCAAAUCCGAAAUGGCCAAAGACCUCCGCUUCUUCGGCGGCGAGAAUUUCGGCCGCGACAGUCUUGUCACGACAAGGCCGGAAGACCACACCCGCCAGCGCCGCAUCUUCACGCACGCCUUCUCCAACACGGCGCUCAAGGCACAGGAGCCGUUGUUGGUGGACUAUGCUAAUCAAAUGGUCAAGGCGAUGGGCUCGCUCGCCGACCAUCAGCGGUCCGUCAACAUUGUCGACCUCUACAACUUCGCCACCGUUGACAUCAUGGCGGACCUGACCUUUGGGGAACCGCUUCUGUUGCUCAAGAGGGGCGAUUACACCCCCUGGGUGCGUAACGUCUUCGCCGGGCUGAAAUUUGUUAUCUACGGGCUCGUGUUUCUUGAGAUUCCGGUGCUGGGACCGUUUGUGCAGGCUGUCACAUCUGCGCCGCUGAGGAAGAAGGCGCAGGAGCAUACUGAUUUCGCGGGGCAGCUUGUUAAUCGGCGGUUGAGGGAGAGGCAGGAACAUCCGAAGCCUGAUAUUUGGAGUUUUGUGCUCAAGCACAACGACGACAGCAGCAGCAGCAGUGAUGACGGCGGUGCCAAAGGCAAGGAGAAGGGGCUGUCGGAUAGGGAGAUGCACGCCAACGCGGCCAUGUUCAUGGUUGCCGGGACGGAGACGUCGGGGACGGUGUUGUCUGGCACGACGUACUACCUGCUGCGGAACCCGCGGGUAUACAGGCUACUGACGAAAGAGAUUCGGGGUGUGUUUAUGAGGACGGAGGAUAUUUGUGUUGACGGGCUUGUGGGGUUGGAGUAUUUGACGGCGGUGUUGAUGGAAGGGUUGAGGUUAUAUAACCCAGGCGGCGCGGGGAUGCCGAGGAUUGUGCCGAGGGGCGGAGCGGAGACUUUGGUAUCCGUUAACCCAUACUCGGCCUUCACGAAUCCGGAGAACUGGGCGCGGCCGAACGAGUUUGUUCCGGAGCGGUGGAUCCAUACGGAUGCGCCCGAGUGGAAGGAUGAUAAGAGGGAUGUGCAUGAGCCUUUUUCUUACGGGCCGAGGAACUGUCUGGGCAAGAAUCUUGCGUGGUUGGAGCUCCGUUUGCUGCUCGCCAAGACACUGUGGCACUAUGACUUGGCGCUUUGUCUCGGUAUGGAGUCGUGGGUUGUGCAGAGGAAUUAUAUUACGUGGGAGAAGGGGCCUUUGAUGGUUACGCUGAGACCUGUUCAGAGGGACGUAUGAAGGGGCUGUGAUAUGUUUGGGUUUUCUGGAAGUCUAGGCUGAUCAAAUCUGGGCGGACUAGUAUGGGAUGCUACGAAGAUCUGAUAUAUCAUUUGGCCAUGAGUUUCCUGCCUGGGAAGGGGAGUUCUUGGUCAAGAGAGCACAGAGUCCAGACGCUACGUUUGCCCAGAUCCGAC
This is a messenger RNA of Colletotrichum phormii, 1616 nucleotides long. RefSeq names its product cytochrome P450. Lineage: Eukaryota; Fungi; Ascomycota; Sordariomycetes; Glomerellales; Glomerellaceae. The record is from RefSeq and is a predicted model, not a curated record. Gene Ontology annotation, molecular function: oxidoreductase activity, acting on paired donors, with incorporation or reduction of molecular oxygen; heme binding; iron ion binding. The coding region runs from base 1 to 1440 and encodes 479 amino acids. The transcript is spliced from 6 exons.